Ilex paraguariensis (yerba mate) is the source of this 230-nucleotide messenger RNA. Lineage: Eukaryota; Viridiplantae; Streptophyta; Magnoliopsida; Aquifoliales; Aquifoliaceae. The record is from the annotation of a GenBank genome assembly.
GACAGAGCAAAGAACAGCAGUGUUUGCAGAGAAGGCAUUGGAUUAUGGCGUCUGAAUCCUCCAACGAUACGGAAAUUACUUCCAUUUUCAGUUCGAUCUCCGGCGAGUACCGAUGGGUCCAUCAAAUGGAGGAGAAGUUCAAAAAAGAGCUCAAGAUUGACAUCAAGUGCGACUUACCUUGCAUCUCUCGAGUGCCCGAAACCUUACGAGCCGAGAAGCCGGAAGCUUAG